Pisolithus orientalis is the source of this 672-nucleotide messenger RNA. RefSeq lists its product as uncharacterized. Lineage: Eukaryota; Fungi; Basidiomycota; Agaricomycetes; Boletales; Pisolithaceae. The record is from RefSeq and is a predicted model, not a curated record. The transcript has 4 exons. Bases 1 to 672 code for a protein of 223 amino acids.
AUGUUUGACAGCACCGAUUCAACUACAGCUAGUAGCUACUCAAAGCACUCAGAAUUUUAUACUCACACAAUUACCUUCCUCGUAGAGGAUUCGCUGUUCCGGAUUUCCAGGGAGCCGUUAGAGGCCGAGUCCACUGUCUUCAGGGACAUGUUUCUACUCCCCCGAGGCAUUUCUAAGAAGGAAUUUGAGAGUUUGUUGCGAGCCCUCAUGUACAGAAAACAUGGGACAAAUAGGGGUUUGGAUUUGGACUGCGACCAAUGGAUCUCGGUCCUCAAGUUGUCUACGAUGUGGGAGUUCGUCGGGUUGCGUAAUGCUGCCAUUCAACAUUUAGAUAUUCCUUCCGAGCUGGUCGACCCCAUAGACAAAGUGGUGCUCGCUUUGCAGUACAACAUCAGAGAGUGGCUACUCCCCGCUUUUCUGGCGCUAGCCAAAAGACCCACACCGAUCAGUAUAGAAGAAGGGCGUCGUAUCGGUUUCGAAAACGCGCUGAAGUUGGCUUCAGUGCGAGAGAAACUUCGGCUAGUAAUGGUCGUGGAAGAAUUCACAUUCACCUACAAGAGUUGUACUCGGACGCAGAAAUACAACACUCGAUGCCUUGUCCUCGGCGAUAGGGACAAAGAAGCUGAAAACCUCGACUACACCCCGUUCAUACGCGAAGUUUUUGGUCUAUAG